GACGAUUUGCGCGUCAUUUGUCGUUAAUUAACUUUCCAGCCACAUCUGCAGACGAAAUGCAGGCGCGCACGGGUCAACAAUUACCGCGUCUAAUAUUUAUAGAGGCCGGCCAGGAAAGGGUGGCAUAUGACAGGAACCUUGCAGUUGUUUUACGGAGAGUUUCAGUGAGGUUGGUCAAAAAACAACACUAUGCGCACAGCUGCUGGCAGUUCAUCAAAUACAUUUAAAGAUAACGUAUGCUGCGUUAUGAAACAGAGGCAACCCCCCGGUCCUCUUGCAACCCUCUCACUACGCGGUCGCCGGCUUGUACAGCAUCCUCUGGUGAAUAUGCUAACUGCAUUGCCGCACAUCAAGGCAGCGUUUCUUAUCCAGGUCGCGCUGGGCUUUGUAACGAUUUUCGUUCACGACCGGUCGGACACUGCUGGAUUGGCGCUCUUUGCGUUAGCUGACGAGAUUGCUAUAGUUGCACUCGGGAUGAUGAACCAGUUAAUGGUGCCCUUCAUCGUUGACUUUCCGCGUCUCGUCGAGAAGGCUGUGCCUGUUCUAGUCAUGCUGGAGGCUACAGGAAAGCCGCACCACCAAGCUACCGUCUCCAGCGCCUUGUCGGUAGGCCGACUGCUCUUCCUCCUCACCGUGGGGCUUUGCUUUGCAGAAGUGGUGGCUCUACUUGGCGUGCCUCUCCUCACCUAUGAUUCUUUCUUCCAAUUCUGGCCUCCGGCUGACGGCAGAAUUUGGCUGUUUGCAGCCAAGUACGCGCUGCAGGCAUACGCGUUUUUGCCUAGUACGGUGUGCGUGUGCGUGCUGCAGAUGUGCCACGCCGCAGGUGUGACUGCAUUGACCGCCGCUUUCCGUCUGCUGCACGAACUUUUGCUUGAAGUCGACUCCAGGUGUGACGUAUCAGAAGUCCGGCAGCUCUGCAAGUUGCACAGUCAGCUGACAUCGUUGAGCAAAGACCUCAACCACGUGUUUCGUCGCUUUCUUCUCGUCAUCUUCUGGGCGGGGGGCUCCACGUCAAUGCUGAGUGCGGUGCGUCUGGCUGUGCGCGGUAGCGACACUCUCAGCCUCAUCUUCAUCGUCGUGGCCCCCGUCAGUUACUUCUACCUGUGUCUCUUGGGUGACUCUCUGGCCCAUGCCAGCGGUGGCCUUGCGAAAGCCGCGUACCACUGUGACUGGGUCGCCUUGCCGCCCAAAACACGCCAAAUGUUGUUGAUGGUUGCAGUGCGCUCUUCUAAGCCACAGCAGUCAACUAAAUUUUCCCGACCGGGCCCCAGGCGAAAAGGGUAUCUUUUGGGGCCCUUGAAGGCAAAAAGGUGUUUACUAUCCGAGCAGGACUUCGUUCUACCAUCGCUAGAAGUGUUUGGAGAUUGCUGCAACAAAUAUCUUGAAAUGUAUAGGCAAGCACUCCUCAAGAGUCCUAAUGGACAGAGUUUCCUGAAAGAUACUUUAGAAACAUUCGAUCAAAAUCCUCAAGAAGGGUGUACAGAAUGCAAAAUUGACAGUUUUCAUGCCACUAUUUCUGAACUUGAACUGAAAUAUAACAAGUACAAGUCCCUUCUUUCAUCUGUAACUAGUCCUAGCAAAUAA
Molecule: messenger RNA, 1584 nt
Organism: Frankliniella occidentalis (western flower thrips)
Lineage: Eukaryota; Metazoa; Arthropoda; Insecta; Thysanoptera; Thripidae
Exons: 8
Coding region: 190-1584 (464 amino acids)
Biological process (GO): sensory perception of smell; detection of chemical stimulus involved in sensory perception of smell
Cellular component (GO): plasma membrane
Molecular function (GO): olfactory receptor activity; odorant binding
Source: RefSeq, a predicted model, not a curated record